GCCCGAUGCCGAUGCCCGAUUGUGCAGUCCGAGAUACGGGAUCAUUGACGCGAGGGCCGGCGCACGACAAUGGACCCGACGAAGAGCGCUCCGUUGCGCCGCCGGAAGAGCAACCGCAACAGCCUCUUCGACAGCUCGGACGAGGACGCCGAGCGCGGCCUCACGCGCAGCGACAAGGGCCGCGACAGCAAAGGUGGCAGCGACAGCCGCAAAGGUCUCUUCGAUGACCACGACGACGAGAACGGCGACGACGGGCUGCCCCUCGAGCAGUUGCAGCAGUCCAUCAAGGAGCGACAGCUUCGCAAGAAAGCGCAUCUCGAGACGUUGCAGACGCAGGUGGUCGAAGCGACGACGCUCGCCAAUGCCUUCAAGGCAGAUGUCGCACAGCUCAGCUUGCAGCUUGGCAGUGCCAACGCGAAGAUCGAGAAGCGGAAUCGGCAGCUCCAAAACGCCAAAGACCUCGUCCAGUCGCUCCAGGCGCAGGUCGCGACACUGACGGCGCAGGUGCUCGAAGAAAAGUCCCUUCGCGGGCGCGACGAGCAGACGUGGCUCCUCGAGCGCGCGUCGCUCUUGCGUCAGAUCGAAGAAUGGAAAGCCAAGGCCCACUUUACGCCCCUCCCGGUGCCCAUGUCGCCAACGACCAAGUCCGCGUCCGCAUCCUCUCUACUCGGCAAACUCUGGUCCAAGGCAAAGCCGAAGGAAGAGGCCGUCGCACCCGCGCCUGUCACGACAGCACGGCCCCAAAUGUUUACUGUGCACGUCCAGUCCGAGGACGACGACGACGAAUCCAGUGACAGCCUCCUUGGCAGCAGUGACGACGAUGACGACGACGAUGACGCGAGCGACAGUGACAGUGACAGAGGACCAUUGCCCAUGCCCCCGCCCUUGCCGCGAGACGCUCGCCCAUCGCCGCCCGUGGUCGAGAUGCACUCGACCGACGACGCGGAAGACGACGCGGACGCUCUGGACAAUGACGAUGACGAUGACGAUCUGGCUCACCCGGCCUCAACCCGGCACAGCCACACGGAGCCCAAGCCAUCGAGCGCACAUGAGCCCAAGGUGCCUCCGACAGUGUCGCGCAUGAACAUGUACAUGGAGCAGCGCGCCAAGAAAGAGGCGCAGAAGCGGGAGAAGGAAGCGCUCGAGGCCCAGGAAAAGAACCGGUGGCAAGAAGUGUACGAGCAAGAAUGGGCCCAGCUCGCGCAGGAGGCCAAGGAAAGCAAGAAGAAACGCAAGCAAAAGAAGCCAUCGGUCACUGGCGCCCAGUUCACGCGCAUCUCCCGCCAGCGACCGUCGAGCAUGAAGCAUUUACAAAAACCUGCUGGCGUUGCCCCGACACCGACCGUGGUGCCGGCGAGCCCGCCAGCAUCGAGCACCGGCAUCGUGCCCCCGCCACCACCCGUACCGGUGCCCGUCGACCCGACACCGCCGGUGGUCGUAUCGCCUCCGUUGCCGCCCGAGCCGUCCGACGCCGACGUCGAGCUGUACCGCCGACAGCAGGCGCGCCUCCAAGAACUCCACGAAGCCGAGCGAUUGAAGCGAGAGCAAGCCGAGGAGACGGACCGUAUCAAGCGCGACAUUCACGCGACCAUCAAUGCGUGGGCGCGGGGCAAGUCUCUCAUUGCGCUGCUCUCGACGCUGUACCAGCUCGAUGUGCUCAACGGUCUUGGUCUGGACGCCGGUCCUCUCGGCGCGAUCUCGCCGCCCGAGAUCGACGGCGGCGACAGCGUCAAGAAGGCCUACCGCUUCGUCAUUCGAGUCAUUCACCCGGACAAGCUGCGCAACAACGGUAGCCUUGCGCAGCUCGUCGCUGCGAGAGACGUCUUUACGCUCAUCAACCAAGCGUUCGACGCCUUCAAGGAGAAGCUUUAG
Messenger RNA from Saprolegnia parasitica CBS 223.65, 1872 nucleotides. RefSeq lists its product as hypothetical. The transcript has 6 exons. Bases 70 to 1872 code for a protein of 600 amino acids. Lineage: Eukaryota; Oomycota; Saprolegniomycetes; Saprolegniales; Saprolegniaceae. The record is from RefSeq and is a predicted model, not a curated record.